Messenger RNA from Camellia sinensis, 697 nucleotides. Its product is annotated as chaperonin 60 subunit alpha 1, chloroplastic. The record is from RefSeq and is a predicted model, not a curated record. Lineage: Eukaryota; Viridiplantae; Streptophyta; Magnoliopsida; Ericales; Theaceae.
AAUUUUUUACCUCCCUCCCAAAUUUCCCAAUGUUCGAAUUUCCCACAAAACCCUAUCUCUGAUUUCGUUCUCCCUCUCUUUCUUUUCACGCUCAAAUAGAAAAUUCACCAAAAGAAAAGCCCUAAUUUCCAAACCCCCCUAACGGUAAUACACAGUGUACUCUCCGCUCAACUUUUUCCUUAUCCACACACAUUGACACACAGAAAUGGCUUCCGCGAAUGCUAUCUCUACCGCCUCGAUCCUCACUUCUCCCAAACAGCGGAAUUUGACGAGUAUGAGAGUGAAUCAACUACUGCAAGGUCAGAAGAUGAAUUACAAUGGGGCGUCCUCGAGUCGGCGGUUCGUGGUGAGAGCUGCUGCGAAGGAGAUCGCGUUUGACCAGAGUUCGUGGUCUGCUCUUCAGGCAGGCAUUGAUAAGCUUGCUGAUGCUGUUGGCCUCACUCUUGGUCCUAGAGAUAUUUUUUGAGUAGCAGUUUGCUUCUUGUGGAAUGCAGGCGUGUGAAGAUUACGACUAACUUUUGUUUUUGUUACCCAUGGAAGAAUCAUGAGGGAAACUUUUAUUUUUGAUUUACGUUAUUUUGAAUUGUGAACAAUAUUAUGUAUUUAAAUAUUGUAUAUGUAUUAUGUAAUAUUAUGUUGUGGGAUAAUUUUGCUGAUGUAUUGUUAUGAAUGCAAGAAUAUUUUUAUUAUUGAUGAA